AUGCAAUGGCACGCACGAACCGGAAGCAUACAAGAAAUGCAACAGCACGAGUCGCGCAAUAGACCGCACGGUACGACUACGUCAACCACGGAUGACAAGGCUUGGCAUGCUGUUCCUACCGCAACCGGCUGGAAUGUAACUGGAAUGUGGCUGGCCCUUUCGAUGCUUGAGACUCCCGCCCCGGGCGCGGAGGUCGGCUACGCUUCUACGCCUUCAGAUGGCCGACGACAAUCAACGCAGAUUCCUUCUUCUCCAUACCACAGCGUCUACAGACAACUGCCGCAUCUGUUCAGUGGCUUCUGUCCAGGCAACGGUACAGAUGAUGAGGAUCAGAUAUCAGACGAUGAUGAGGAGCCCUCACCCGAAUCCUUGGCCCCGCGCGAGAACUUCCUGGGCCGGGUACAGAGUUACUCCAAAUUGAUGCACGCCCAUACACAAUCGCAGCUCGCAUCGCCCUCGGUGGGGACACUGCUAUCGUACGCAAAGUCCAUGCACGCUUUCACGCUCAACCAACUCAACCACAGCCAGACGACUACUCAGAGUGCGAGGAACAGUCCACAGCUUGGUCCUGGUGGAAGACGGAUGGUGCUGCGGAGACAUAUUUGUGAAGGAUUGAAGAGGCUGAACUUGGGCGAGACGCCCAACCCGGCGAACACACCUGUGCAUGGACAUAGCCAUUGGCAUGCGGAGCGAAGGAGGAUGGGGGCAUCGAGGAGUUUGACGGAGCCUGUGGAUUUUGGUGUGCCCGUGACGAGGAAGGAUUUCGCCAUGGCCUGA
Recurvomyces mirabilis is the source of this 777-nucleotide messenger RNA. RefSeq lists its product as uncharacterized. The record is from RefSeq and is a predicted model, not a curated record. The coding region runs from base 1 to 777 and encodes 258 amino acids. The transcript has 2 exons. Lineage: Eukaryota; Fungi; Ascomycota; Dothideomycetes; Mycosphaerellales; Teratosphaeriaceae.